Molecule: messenger RNA, 4250 nt
Organism: Pararge aegeria (speckled wood butterfly)
Lineage: Eukaryota; Metazoa; Arthropoda; Insecta; Lepidoptera; Nymphalidae
Product: beta-glucuronidase
Exons: 13
Coding region: 278-2272 (664 amino acids)
Biological process (GO): glucuronoside catabolic process; carbohydrate metabolic process
Molecular function (GO): carbohydrate binding; beta-glucuronidase activity
Source: RefSeq, a predicted model, not a curated record
CGAUCUGAGUAUCAACACUUUUUUACAACCAGCCAGUCUGACAACUGGCGCUCUGUAGAGCACGUGUUCGCGUUCGUAUUUUAAAUUUCGCGUGAGGGAAAUCCGCGCGAAAAUAAUAAUAGAAUAAGAAUUUUUAGAUUAUCCUUCAUACAUUUAUUUUACUGUUUAGAAAUAGAUUAUUUCAAAAGAAUAUGUAACUAAGUGAAAUUUUGGGAAUUGUUAAGAUUUUCGCGAAUUCUUAUUUCCUUUCACAGUUUUCUCGGAGAAGCAAAAUAUAAUGUUCACCAGUAGUUCAAGUUUGCUUCUCUUCUCCACUAUCAUCCUCACAUUAGCCGAUGCAACGGUACCUGGCACAGCGAGCGCUAACGAAAUCAAUCAAAAAGCACAAAAGAAAUCCCCAAAUCCUGGUGCGGCUUUGUACCCUCAAGAGACAGAAACUAGAUAUUUAAGAAAUCUAGACGGUAUAUGGAACUUCAGACGGUCGCCCGUGGACCCAGAACACGGAUAUCGAAAUGGCUGGUACGAGCAAGACCUCGAUAAGACAGGACCAAUUAUUCCUAUGCCGGUGCCUUCGUCAUACAACGACGUGGGUGAAGAUGCAACACUAAGAGAUCACGUUGGACUGGUGUGGUACGACAGGCGGUUCCACGUGCCAAUAUGGUGGGCCCGCACAAAUCAGCGAAUUUGGCUGAGAUUCAGCAGUGUUCAUUAUGCCGCCCAAGUGUGGGUGAACAGCAAACCGGUGAGCUACCACGAGAUCGGUCACCUACCGUUCGAGGUCGAGAUCACUGAUAUAAUUAACUACAAUAGCAGCAACCUCCUCACUGUCGUGGUCGACAACACUCUGCUCAGCGACACCGUACCACAAGGCACCAUUCGGGAUAUUUUUGUUGGUACGACAAAAGUGCGCCAGGAGCAGUCUUACACAUUUGACUUCUUCAACUACGCCGGUAUUCACCGGUCAGUCUUCCUCUACACCACGCCGCAAAAUUACAUAGACGAUGUUGUCGUCAACACUGAUAUCCAGGGACUCACAGGCUUCGUGGUAUAUAACGUUACCUACAAGGGGGCCGCUGACGUGAACUGUCUUAUCCAAUUGUUUGAUAAGAACGGAGUGCAAGUAGCUGGGGCGAAUGAAUGUGCUGGUCUUUUAGAGAUUGGCAACGCCAAUUUCUGGUGGGCUUAUCUCAUGCAUUCUACUCCUGGUUACUUAUACACGUUGAAGGCGUCUUUAAUAGGUCCACUUGGAGAAAUCUUAGAUACUUACAACCUUAAAGUGGGCAUUAGGACUAUAACUUGGAGCAAUACAACGAUCUACCUCAACGAUAAACCUAUUUAUUUAAGAGGCUUUGGGAUGCACGAGGAUUCCGACAUACGUGGUAAAGGCUGGGAUCCAGUGCUGUGGGUAAAAAACUUUAAUUUAAUCAAAUGGGUAGGAGCUAAUGCUUUCCGCACAUCGCAUUACCCUUACGCCGAAGAAAUCUAUCAGAUGGCCGAUGAACAGGGCAUCAUGAUUAUUGACGAAUGCCCUAGCGUUGAUACUGACAUAUUCACGGACAUUCUUCUAGAAAAACAUAAGCAGUCGUUAACGGAACUGAUUCGACGAGAUAAGAACCACCCCAGUGUGAUCAUGUGGUCCAUUUCUAAUGAACCCAGAUCCAGUAACUACAAUGCUGACGCUUAUUUUAAGAAAGUUGUAAAACAUGUUAAAACCAUGGAUUUAUCAAGACCUGUUACCAUCGCCAUUUCUCAGCGUUAUUUAAAUGAUAAAUCUGGUCAAUAUUUAGAUGUGAUUUGUUUUAACCGAUACAAUGGUUGGUAUGCAAAUACCGGACAGCUAUCAACUAUAGCAACGAACGUAUUUGAUGAAGCUACGGCGUGGCAUAGCAAACAUAACAAACCCGUUAUCAUGAGUGAAUACGGUGCUGAUACUCUUGCUGGCCUUCAUUUGUUUCCGGAAUACGUGUGGUCAGAAGAAUAUCAAGUCGCUUUGCUCUCAGAACACUUCAAAGCGUUCGAUAAACUUCGUCACGCAGGGUUCUUCUCUGGAGAGCUCAUUUGGAACUUCGCUGACUUUAAAACUGCGCAAACAAUAACACGAGUGGGCGGCAACAAAAAAGGUAUCUUCACACGAGAGCGACAGCCGAAAGCUUCAGCGCAUCACUUGAGAGCUAGAUAUCACGCAAUUGCAGCUGCCGAAAACGGAACCCCUCCACCAGAUCUCGCAUACUACAUCAGCGACAAUAAACCCGUCCUGCAUGCAGAGUUAUAAUAGAUUGUAAUAGAUAAAAUCUUUUAAUGAUUAAUUUUCCUUUAACACGGUCAAAUAAACUUUGCACUUCGCUGAAAUGCGAGAAACAGACAAAUAUUUAUGGUGUACCUACUGGUUAUGUACAUAUUACUACGUUGAUGGCACGAUCCUGCUCUCUAUAUGCAAGUCCUGUAAACAAUGGUCUGUAAGAGAUUGCGUGCACCAAUAAGACUGCCUUUGCAUGCUGAGCAACUCGAAACAAAAUCAUGCUUACGUCCCGCUCUGGGUGCCUCUGUGUGAUUUUCUCUGUUUCCCAGUAUUAAAACUAGAUGGCCCUCUUUCGAUUCCAUACAAAUCCUAGUUAACUUCCACGCGAUUGAAUAAGUAAACGUAGGUAGAGUAUGUCAUUGCUUCGCUUUACUUUUCAAAGGACAAUUGCAAAGCGCUUAUUUGUCUCUGUAAAGUCAACAUCUCCUAGGCUUCGGCAAGCGAAACGUGUGUAAAGAGUGUGUUGGAGAUACUUGUUUAAAAAAAUUGCGAUCACACCGUGCAGGUUUGUCUGGUUGUGGCGAACUUCAGCAAAGCUUCAUGCUUUCAUAUCAUAUCAUGGACAUCCGCAAAGUAGUGCCUCAAAGACUCCUUAUUUUUAAAUAAAUUUGAAAAUGUGAAAUGUGAAAAAAAAAAAAUUCGCGAAGUUGAUACCGAUAUCCGGCGUAGGUACCGUCUUUUGUAUGAUAUUCCUUUCGUUCGGAAAGAGAAUAAAAAUACUUUUAAUAUUUAUGAUCUUAUUUGAAGGGUUAUCAGUUCAACUUUUUUGCUUUUCACUCAAUUGCCAGCCACACCUGCAUUAAGUAAGUUUCUUCAACCAUUGAUCUCCGAAAACUGAGACAUAAGGAUAAACGUGUUUUAUUAUUUUGUUUUUACCUACACUUAGAGUAGAUGUCAAUUUAUAAUGUUUAAACCACUAAGCUACGGUUCUCUGUUUCGAACCGUAGCUAAGUGGUUAUAAAUACCUGCCGGGUAUUAAUUUUAAAUGCACUUAAAAAAUAUAUACAUUUUAUAAACGAGUUGUUUCGAAAAGUACCAAGGGUAUGAUUAUAUUUUCGAGAAUAUACUAAAAAGUAUCCAUGGGCUUGAGGCGUGUGUAUAAUAAAACCGGCUAAGUGUGAGUUGAACUUGUUCACGAAGUGUUAGUAGCAUGGUGCAACAUGAAAAAGCUUAGAUACAUGUUUCUUGUAUGCUCAUACAUUACAUAUAUGCAACUUUUUUUGUGAAAAUUUGAACUACCUUCUAUGGUGGUUCUAGAGAUACUGACACAUCGAAAGACGCGUACGGACGGACGGAUGGAUCGGCUUAGUAAUAAUGUCCCGUUGCCACCCUUCGCGUACGUAAACCUACAAAAGUAGCAACUAUACAUAUGGAAAAUGAACUACCUUGAGAACCAAUGGCAUUUAAGUUUAAUUUAUUUUAUCAGUAACUUGUUUUUAUCAGUAAUUGGGCAUUUAUUGGAUAAGCUUUAGAAGUGUUUUACACAGUACGUUUCCUUUUUAGAGUUCCGUAGUCAACAAAGAACCCUUAUCCUGUCUACAUUGCGCAAGGCCCGACACACACUUUACCAGUUUUUUUAUUAAAUACUUAUUUAUUUGUAUCUACAACAACAGAGCUUAGAACAUAAGUAGGUACAUUUGUAUAAAAUUUAAAGAACGAUAUGACAUAAUAUAUCUAGAGAUAAGAUAGACUUUGUGCCCACCAACGAAAACUUAAAAUAGAUAUAUCUACAUAAUAUCAUGCAAACGGUGUUUUAAUUUAUUAAAUAAACAUGUGUUUAAUUCUUAAUAGAAAAAAAAAAAUUAGUUAGAAGAAUAAUAGCUGUUGUAGGUAUCUCUAGUAUUAAUGUUACUAUACCUAGGUACUAAUUAUUUUUACGUUCUGUCGAGUUAAAGUGUAUGUAGAUAAUAAUAAUUAUGUAAUGCAGUUUUGUAAAUAUUUAUUAAGUGUA